CACUGAACGAGAGCCCGAUGUUUAGCCCUAGUCCCCGAAGUAACGACGAGGCUGGAAUACAGACAUGCGAAGAAAACAUGCAGAACAGCACUGCCACUGCAGCUGCAACUCGCCAGCCACACUAUGACCCCAUCUCACGCCAUUCCAGACCCGACCUCAACUGCUGAGGCUGAACUCAUCAGCCCCGCUGUGGGGACCGUGCUCCUUUUCUCUGCUGGCGAGGAACGGCUUGACUUCAUUUACAAACAUAGCAGCAAUAGAUCUCUAUCUAUCCAUCCAAAGAUGUCCUUCCACACUUCCAACCCCCGCGCAUCCGCACCAGCACCCAGACCUAAAUACCGCAUCUACUUCGCCUACGGGAGUAAUCUCCACCUAGGCCAGAUGGCCCAGCGGUGUCCCAAGAGCAGAUACCUGGGGCGGGCGAUAUUGCACGGGUACAGAUGGCAGAUCAACGACCGGGGAUACGCGAAUGUCGUACGGGUGCCUUACGCCUCAUCGAGUUCCAGUUUGAGUUCGCUAUCGAGUUCAGUCCAGGGCCUGUGCUACUUGAUUAACCGCGAAGACGAGGCGAAGCUAGAUCGCAGCGAGGGCGUUCCGACGGCGUAUGGGAAGAGUAUGCUGGACGUGGAGCUUUUCGUGGGCAAGGCGGGGAUUGCCGGGAGGGAUGUUGGCGAGGUUGUGGGGUGUUCGGUGGAGGAGGUUAGGAGUGUGCCCCUUUCCUUGGGAGGGGGGGAUGGCAGGCAGCGUGGCGAGAUUAUUCCGGCGUUGGUGUAUGUCAGUUUGAAUCAUACGUUGGAUGGGCGGGCGAAGGAUGAGUAUGUUCAUAGGAUGAGGCUUGGGCUGAGUGAUGCGCUUGAUCUGGGGUUGUCGCCGGACUACGUGGUAUGGCUGGAGAGAGUCAUUAAUGCUGGGGUGAGAGAGAGUUCAGGGACCGAGGGCCAGAGACAGCCUGAGGUGAGAUAUCAGAAGAGGGUUCCUCAGAGGGGGAAUAGACGUGGUGGGCACAGACGUGGUGGGUAUCAGACGUCGGGCUUGCAGCACGGGGAAGCCAACUUUAGGGGCCACUUCCGCUGAUACAUACAUUAUCUUGCCUUGUUUACUAGAAGAAUGAUAUGUUUUUUUCGUAUGUAACUGCCAGUAGUUCAGCAGCUCCAUUUGGGGCUACCAACCAGG
Aspergillus versicolor CBS 583.65 is the source of this 1173-nucleotide messenger RNA. Its product is annotated as gamma-glutamylcyclotransferase family protein. The record is from RefSeq and is a predicted model, not a curated record. The transcript has a single exon. Lineage: Eukaryota; Fungi; Ascomycota; Eurotiomycetes; Eurotiales; Aspergillaceae. The coding region runs from base 124 to 1074 and encodes 316 amino acids. Gene Ontology annotation, molecular function: gamma-glutamylcyclotransferase activity.